Molecule: messenger RNA, 621 nt
Organism: Iphiclides podalirius (scarce swallowtail)
Lineage: Eukaryota; Metazoa; Arthropoda; Insecta; Lepidoptera; Papilionidae
Source: the annotation of a GenBank genome assembly
AUGGUGCCUAAUCGCCAGCUGCGAAUUGGCCAACUCAACCUGGGAGGUUCAGAGGUGGCUACUCUGGAGCUACCGCAUAUUGCCCGCGAACUGAACCUGGACUUAGUGAUGAUCCAGGAACAGUACCCUCCGGCAGCUGCUGAGCUUCAUGUGAUACAGACGGGCGAGAAACCCAAGGCUGCCAUCUACGUGCAUAACAGGCUUGCUGGUGUAGCGGUUGCCCACGAACUGUCCAACAGGAAGCCAAAGAGGGACGCUGGUUACGAAUGGUGGAAUAGCAAGCUUGAGACGGCACGGAAGCGUACCUUUAAACUUAGGACUGUAUGGCAGAAGUCUAAAAGGUCGGGCGGACUGAAAGAAAUUAUGGCAGGGGACGCGUAUCGUGCGGCGCGCCGCGAAUACCGCAAUUUGAUGGGCGUGGAGCAGAGCAACCACUUUAGACAGGUAGCUGAAAGCGGCAACACUGACCUCUGGGGUCAGGCUUACAGGGUUGCUAGCGGCAGAAUACAUCCCCCUGCCAAUAUCAUUAAUGCCACCAAAUACAUAGAGAGACGCGUAGCCCGGCCCCUCCGACAUCUGCCGGAGGAUUACCGCCCCUGUUGCGGGGAUUCUUACCACGGA